AUGGCACCAAUGGAAGUACCCACUCUUCAAAUACCUGGAGACAAUACACAACAACAUCAACAUCAAUCACAACAGCCAUAUCAAUAUACAGGACAACUACAAAAAAAACAAGCAGCAGAAGGAUCAAUAGAAUGGUAUUUUGAUAAAACAACAAAUUGGAUGGGUGAUCAUCCAUGGAUAACAGGUAUAGGGGCAUUAACAAUAACAUAUUUUGCAGCAGGAUUAGUUAAAUCAAAUAAACCAGGUUUAAAUGGUAAAGCAUUUCAUAGAGGAGGAUUUGGAUCAAAAAUGACAGCAAAAGAAGCAUUACAAAUUCUAAAUUUAAAAGAAACAAAUCUAUCAAAAUUGAAAUUAAAAGAACAACAUAGAAAAUUAAUGAUGGCUAAUCAUCCUGAUAAAGGUGGUUCAUCAUUUUUAGCAACGAAAGUUAAUGAAGCAAAAGAUUUUUUAGAAAAAAGAGGUGGAAUGAAACCAAAAUAA
Lodderomyces jiufengensis is the source of this 480-nucleotide messenger RNA. RefSeq names its product Pam18p (gene PAM18). Gene Ontology annotation, cellular component: PAM complex, Tim23 associated import motor. The transcript has a single exon. Gene Ontology annotation, molecular function: ATPase activator activity. Bases 1 to 480 code for a protein of 159 amino acids. Lineage: Eukaryota; Fungi; Ascomycota; Pichiomycetes; Serinales; Debaryomycetaceae. Gene Ontology annotation, biological process: protein import into mitochondrial matrix. The record is from RefSeq and is a predicted model, not a curated record.